GUCUUCCUGUGACGCGUGAAAGGGCGUGGCCACAUCAUGGCGCUGUGCAUGUGCGGCUGCUCGGAGCUGAACUGAGGCGCUUCCAGGAAAAAAUGCUGAAAGAUCCAAUACCUAGCAAUAUUGAGAGAAAAUGAUUGCGGCUGAUGAUCUUUGCCUUGAAGACAUUGAAGAUAUUGUGUCGGCACAAGAUCCAAAGCCCUUUGAUCGUCAGUUCAGUAGAAAAAACAUUAUUCCUAAAGUGCGAAAACGCCAGUCGCAGAAGAAUGUGGAAGUGGAUGAUCCUCCCCCUAGAGAUAGUGUGAUUCCUGGUAUACAGAAAAUCUGGAUACGUACAUGGGGAUGUUCCCAUAAUAGUUCAGAUGGCGAAUACAUGGCUGGACAGCUAGCUGCUUAUGGAUACAGUAUAACAGAAAAUGCAGCAGAAGCAGAUCUCUGGCUAUUGAACAGUUGUACAGUAAAAAGCCCCGCUGAAGACCAUUUUCGGAACUCAAUUAAGAAAGCACAAGAAGGAAAAAAGAAAGUUGUCCUAGCGGGAUGUGUUCCACAAGCCCAGCCCCGACAAGACUAUCUGCAAGGCCUGAGCAUUAUUGGGGUUCAACAGAUAGAUCGUGUAGUGGAAGUUGUUGAGGAAACUAUUAAGGGUCAUUCUGUGAGAUUGCUGGGACAGAAAAAGGAUAAUGGGAAACGGCUAGGAGGAGCGCGACUGGAUUUGCCAAAGAUUAGAAAGAACCCCCUGAUAGAAAUCAUUUCCAUCAAUACAGGGUGUCUGAAUGCAUGUACUUAUUGCAAAACUAAGCAUGCCCGUGGAGAAUUAGCAAGUUAUCCUAUUGAAGAACUGGUAAACAGAGGCAAACAGUCCUUUCAAGAAGGAGUAUGCGAGAUAUGGCUGACCAGUGAAGAUACCGGGGCUUAUGGCAGAGACAUUGGCACAGACCUCCCGACUCUCUUGUGGAAGCUAGUGGAAGUGAUCCCUGAGGGAGCAAUGCUAAGGCUCGGCAUGACAAACCCUCCGUAUAUUUUAGAGCAUCUGGAGGAAAUGGCAAAAAUUCUCAACCACCCAAGAGUCUAUGCUUUUCUUCAUGUACCAGUUCAAUCCGCCUCUGAUAGCGUAUUGAUGGACAUGAAGAGAGAAUAUUGUGUGGCUGAUUUCAAACACGUGGUGGAUUUUCUUAAAACUAGAGUACCUGGAAUAACAAUUGCUACAGACAUCAUUUGUGGGUUUCCAGGGGAAACCGAUGAAGAUUUUCAAGAAACCAUGAAACUUGUUGAAGAAUACAGGUUUCCAAGUCUUUUUAUUAACCAGUUUUAUCCACGCCCUGGGACUCCAGCUGCAAAAAUGCCUCAGGUUCCAGCUCAAAUAAAGAAACAAAGAACAAAAGAACUGUCCAAACUAUUUCAUUCAUACAAUCCAUAUGAUCACAAGAUUGGGAAGAGACAGAAAGUGCUUGUUACAGAAGAAUCCUUUGAUUCCAAAUUUUAUGUUGCUCAUAAUAAAUUCUACGAACAGAUUCUUGUACCAAAGAACCCUGAAUUCAUGGGAAAGAUGGUAGAAGUGGACAUUUUUGAAGCAGGGAAGCAUUUUAUGAGAGGACAGCCAGUAUCAGAGGCCAGAGUAUUCACUCCAUCCAUCAGAAGGCCGUUUGCCCGAGGAGAGGUUUCUGGUUUAACAGAGGAGUUCAGACAUGCACUGGAGAAUGACUCAGAAUCAAAAGCCCGUCCAUCUGUUGAGCGGCAAAUCGUACAAUUGAGCCACAGGAUGGUGAUGCAGUUGCCUUGGCAACACGAGGGAAAAAUGCUGAAGAUGCUGUCACUAAGUGUGGCUCUUCUAGCAGUUCUUAUUGCCUUUUACUAUGGAGACAUUUAAAUAGAAAACUGUGCUGGAUGCUUAUUCCAUCAACAGAUAACAGCUUGCCUGUUGUGAACUUCAGAAUCUAAUGUUUGAUAAUCAGAAUCUGUAUAAAGCUUUCCUGAACUGCUAGAAAUUCUUUGUUUUCUUUUUUCUUUUUAAUCAAAAUUUCAGCAUCUAAAUUUUUCAUAAAAUAGCUUCAUUUUCAUAAGCACAGUGAGGUUUUUAGAAAGUUACAACUAUAUUUCUUAAAUAACAGCUAAUUCCUUGUUAUUGUGUUCACCUGAACCCUUAUUAAAAAUGAUCGUUAAAGCACCUUGAGUCACUCUUUGUUCAGUAAUGAAAAUAUUUAGCUCAAAAUUGUCAGGCCGCUAAACUUAUACAUAUCUUUAUAAUCAUAGGACACCCAUGAUCCAAACCAACAACAAAACUAUUGUCUGACAGGUAUUUAAAUACACAGAGAGACAAAGUAGAUGAGUCCAUAUUUAAAGACUUUAAAGUUUUGCUUUUCACACUGAGUGUUCUUCACCUUCCAUGAUCCAUGCAUUGUCGAGUCAUAUUUCCUUAAGCAAAAAUGUAAUAAAUUCAUUUCCUCUAGUUUAUACAAAUUCCCAGGCAAUCAAACUUUCUGGAUUGUUGCAGUGGAAGGCUUCCUUGCCAUAAGAUAAUUUCUCUCUUCCUUCUUUAGUCACAGAGGAACAAUGUUGUAAUCUUUUAUGGUCCAACACAUUUGAAAAGUUUCAAAGCUUCAGAGGAUGUAGUGCAGCUCAUUGUAUCAACAAAAUAUCUCAAACCUCUCUCCAUUUUGGUAGCCCACUUCAGAUAUUCUAAAGUUGUAAGCCAAUUAAAUGAAAGGCCCAGUUUUUGCAAGGAAGUCCUGAGUUCUGUAUCGAGCAGACUUGAUGGUCCCAGGAGUUUUAUAGGAAUUGGGCCUUUGAGGAAGCCAACAACCAUAGAGUGUUUUCAGGACAGGAGCCAGAGCAUCUGCUUUUACUUACCUGCUGGGAUUAUUUUGUGGUCGCAAGGCCCUUCAGAACACUUGGCAGUGAGUCAGAGCAGACAAGUGGGGAGGAUGAAAAUUUUAAACUAUUCUCUCUAGGAAAUUCAACUAGCGUGAGAUCAUUCCUAGACUAAACUUGAGAAGAGGUUCACUAAGAGACGUUAACGAGGAGCUAGUAAUUCUAACUCGGUUUAUUUAGUCUAGUCUUUUGUUUUUGUGAGAUUAUGUAUCAAUACUGAAUUAUAUAAAAUUACAGAAAAUAUUUAAAAAAUAUCCUCCAUGACCUUAAAAGA
Messenger RNA from Pseudonaja textilis, 3139 nucleotides. RefSeq names its product CDKAL1 threonylcarbamoyladenosine tRNA methylthiotransferase (gene CDKAL1). Lineage: Eukaryota; Metazoa; Chordata; Lepidosauria; Squamata; Elapidae. Gene Ontology annotation, biological process: tRNA methylthiolation. Gene Ontology annotation, molecular function: tRNA (N(6)-L-threonylcarbamoyladenosine(37)-C(2))-methylthiotransferase activity; 4 iron, 4 sulfur cluster binding. The record is from RefSeq and is a predicted model, not a curated record. Gene Ontology annotation, cellular component: endoplasmic reticulum.